Molecule: messenger RNA, 648 nt
Organism: Caenorhabditis briggsae
Lineage: Eukaryota; Metazoa; Nematoda; Chromadorea; Rhabditida; Rhabditidae
Exons: 5
Coding region: 1-648 (215 amino acids)
Biological process (GO): regulation of actin filament polymerization; cell migration; Arp2/3 complex-mediated actin nucleation
Cellular component (GO): Arp2/3 protein complex; cytoplasm; actin cytoskeleton
Molecular function (GO): actin filament binding
Source: RefSeq, a predicted model, not a curated record
AUGCCUGAUACCAGUUACCGAACCUAUAAUGUAGAUGAUUACGACCCAGCUCAAUUCUACGAACACCAUGAAAAUCAAGGAACCCCGAAUUCCGGUCCAGAUGUAAUUCAAGUUCGUCAAUUUUUGGAUUCAAAUAAAUUAGAAGAUGCUCUCAAAUCUGUAAUCCUUUUACCACCACUAGGACAUGCUGAGCAGGAUCUCAAAGAGCGAUGCACAAGUCUUGUUGUCCUGGUUCUUCACUCGUUCAAAUCUGUAGAUAUCGAAGAAAUGGUUAGAAAAUUGGAAUUAGAGGAUGGUGAUAUUCUGAUGAACCAUAUGUCAGUCACUGCUGACGUGGCAUUCGCAUCUUGUGGAGAGAUUCGGACAUGGAUCGAUAAUUCGAGUAUUCUCUGGAAGGUUGAGAUUGUAAUGAAGAGCAUUUUGGAACUUUAUAACUUGAAUAUUAAGAUUUUAACUGGAAAUAAAAUUUGUUGCAAAGAUGGCUGGUCGUCGGAAGGUGAAGGAAGCAGUAAAAAUGGAGACGUCUCUGAAAACCCUAGUCAUAAAACAGUUUUUAUUCCUAGAGUAAUAACGAGAAGUAAUGAGAUAAAUAGGAACAGUGAAGAAACGGUUAUCGAAGAGAAAAUAGUUUUUUUCGCAUGCCUAUAA